GAAGGAGGCGGUGGCGGCGGCCGUUGCAGCGGCGGCGGCGGCGGCGGGAGCCUGAGGCGGCGGGGCCCGUGCGGGGCGCCUCGGCUGGGCUCCGGGACCGGGCGGAGCCGCCGGCGUGCCUCUGCCUGCCUGUUGCAAAGGAAACGGGCGUGAGGAGAAGGAGGAAGGAAGGGGAAAGGAGAAAAAAAAAAAGGCGCAGGCCCAGGGGGGCGGGGAAGGGGGGCCGGGCCUGAGAUCCGGCGGGGAGGCCGGGACUGUGGAGCGGCGGGAAGAGGCGAUCGCGGCGGCGGCUGGAGCGCGGGGUCCGGCGGCGGCGGUGCCGGAGGAGCAGGCGGAGCCCGCGGAGCCCGCGGAGCAGGCGGCGGCGCGCGCGCGAGGGGGCCAUGGCGUCCGUGCAGGCGUCCCGCCGCCAGUGGUGCUACCUGUGCGACCUGCCCAAGAUGCCCUGGGCCAUGGUGUGGGACUUCAGCGAGGCCGUGUGCCGCGGCUGCGUCAACUUCGAGGGCGCGGACCGCAUCGAGCUGCUCAUUGAUGCCGCGCGCCAGCUCAAGCGCAGCCACGUGCUCCCCGAGGGCCGCUCGCCGGGACCCCCGGCCCUCAAGCACCCGACCACCAAGGACUUGGCCGCCGCUGCAGCCGCCGCCGCCGCCGCUGCCCAGGGACCGCAGCUGCCACCUCCCCCGCAGGCUCAGCCGCAGCCGUCGGGGGCCGGCGCGGGCACGGGGGGCGGUGCCGGCGGUGCUGGUGGCGCAGGAGGUGCAGGAGGCGCAGGAGGCGCAGGAGGCGGAGGUGGCAGCGGCGUCUCCUCCGGCCAGGACCGCUAUGACAGGGCCACCUCCUCGGGCCGCCUCCCGCUGCCCUCGCCGGCCCUGGAGUACACCCUGGGGUCCCGCCUGGCCAACGGGCUGGGCCGCGAAGAGGCGGUGGUGGAAGGGGCGCGCAGGGCUCUGCUGAGCUCCAUGCCCAGCUUGAUGCCCCCGGGGCUGCUGGCCGCCGCCGUGUCCGGCUUAGGAGGCCGAGGCCUGACGCUGGCCCCGGGUUUGAGCCCUGCCCGUCCACUCUUCGGCUCCGAUUUUGAGAAAGAGAAGCAACAGAGGAACGCGGACUGUCUGGCCGAACUGAACGAGGCCAUGCGGGGCCGAGCGGAGGAGUGGCACGGGCGCCCCAAAGCCGUGCGCGAGCAGCUGCUGGCGCUGUCCGCCUGCGCCCCCUUCAACGUGCGCUUCAAGAAGGAUCACGGCCUGGUGGGGCGCGUCUUCGCCUUCGACGCCACGGCCCGCCCCCCGGGCUACGAGUUCGAGCUCAAGCUGUUCACCGAGUACCCGUGUGGCUCCGGCAACGUGUACGCGGGGGUCCUGGCCGUGGCGCGCCAGAUGUUCCACGACGCCCUGCGGGAACCAGGCAAGGCGCUCGCCUCCUCUGGCUUCAAGUACCUCGAAUACGAGCGGCGGCACGGCUCGGGCGAGUGGCGGCAGCUGGGCGAGCUGCUCACCGACGGCGUGCGCAGCUUCCGCGAGCCGGCCCCGGCCGAGGCCUUGCCCCAGCAGUACCCGGAGCCCAGCACGCCCGCCGCCCUGUGCGGGCCACCCCCGCGAGCGCCAUCCCGCAACCUGGCGCCCACGCCGCGCCGGCGCAAGGCGUCCCCCGAGCCCGAAGGCGGCGAGGCGGCCGGCAAGCUGACCACGGAGGAGCAGCAGCAGCGGCACUGGGUGGCCCCCGGGGGCCCCUACUCGGCCGAGACCCCCGGCGUGCCGUCCCCCAUCGCCGCCCUCAAGAAUGUGGCCGAAGCCCUGGGUCACUCGCCCAAGGACCCCAGCGGGGGCCCCGUGCGGGCCGGAGGGGCCAGCCCCGCAGCCUCGUCCACCGCCCAGCCUCCCGGCCAGCACCGCCUGGUGGCCCGCAACGGGGAGGCCGAGGUCAGCCCGACAGCCGGGGCCGAGGCGGUGGGCACGGGCGGCGGGGGCGGCGGCACCACCCCGGGGGCGACCCCCGGCGCCCCGCUGUGCUGCACCCUGUGCCGGGAGCGCCUGGAAGACACCCACUUCGUCCAGUGCCCCUCGGUGCCCGGACACAAGUUCUGCUUCCCCUGCUCGCGGGAGUUCAUCAAGGCCCAGGGCCCGGCGGGCGAGGUGUACUGCCCGAGCGGGGACAAGUGCCCGCUGGUGGGCUCGUCUGUCCCCUGGGCCUUCAUGCAGGGCGAGAUCGCCACCAUCCUCGCCGGAGACAUCAAGGUGAAGAAGGAACGGGACCCCUAGGCCGCUGCUGCCCCUGCGCCCCCCACCCCGCCGCCCGCUGCGGAUAAAUUAUUCCCUCCCCCACCCAGCCCGGUGCCACCCCACGUGUUGUACAUACCCCUCCCCUGGUCCACGCGGGUCCCCGGGGUAGAUGCAUUGUGGGUGGGGGUAGAAGGCUUGUGGCUCCUGUCCGAGGGGUGUUGGGGGGGUCCCCGGCCCCCUCCCCAUUCCCCGCCCCUCCUUGGCUUGGCUUGGCUUGUAGUUGGGAAAGAGGCGCCCCCUGUGGGACCAGAAGAGG
Molecule: messenger RNA, 2532 nt
Organism: Ochotona princeps (American pika)
Lineage: Eukaryota; Metazoa; Chordata; Mammalia; Lagomorpha; Ochotonidae
Gene: IRF2BP1
Product: interferon regulatory factor 2 binding protein 1
Exons: 1
Coding region: 384-2255 (623 amino acids)
Biological process (GO): regulation of transcription by RNA polymerase II
Cellular component (GO): nucleus
Molecular function (GO): transcription corepressor activity
Source: RefSeq, a predicted model, not a curated record